AAAUAUUAUUUGUGUAUACCAUGGUGUGAAAAGGGUUGAGAGGCACUGCUCAGUUCAUCACUCUUUCACUCUCCUAGAUUACUUUUUCACAUCUCUCUUUAAAUCUCCAAGACUUCUUCCAUCCCAAGGACCAUACUUUGUACUCAAGCAGUAAGGAGAGAAUUUCUGCAUCGUCACACCAGUGCAUCUGGAUAUUCCAGUGGAAUGCUACUUUGUGAAAUGCAAUGGAUUACUCGUUAACACCAGUGACACAGUGCAGCAUGGAGCUGUUUAUAGUUUGGAACCCAGACUUCGUGGUGGAAAAGGAGGUUUUGGCUCUAUGCUCCGAGCACUUGGUGCUCAGAUUGAGAAGACAACCAAUCGAGAAGCUUGCCGGGAUCUCAGUGGAAGGAGACUGCGAGAUGUCAAUCACGAAAAAGCAAUGGCUGAAUGGGUAAAACAACAAGCCGAGCGAGAGGCUGAAAAGGAGCAAAAGCGCUUGGAACGACUGCAGCGGAAGCUUGCAGAACCCAGGCACUGCUUCACCAGCCCCGACUACCAGCAGCAGUGCCAUGAGAUGGCCGAGCGUCUGGAGGAUUCCGUCCUCCGAGGUAUGCAGGCUGCCUCCAGCAAGACGGUAUCGGCAGAAGUCGGUGAGAGUCGGAAACGGCCUAACAAAUCAAAAACAGACAGAGCAGCCAGUGCAGAGAAAAGGAAAUGCUUUUGGUUGGGCAUGGAAGGACUAGAGACUGCAGAAGGGUCUGGCUCUGAGAGCUCCGAUGAUGACAGUGCAGAAGCACCUAGUACUUCAGGAAUGAGCUUUCACGUUCCCCAAAAUGGCGGUGAUGUUGUUGAGAUGGCAGCCGAAUUUCCUAGUAGCUCUCAGCAGGCAAGAGUAUUGAGUGCAGACUCUAGAUCACGAGAAAAACUACAGACCCCUGUGACGGACUCUGGGAAUGGUAUUUCAGAAGACUUGUAUGCUGAGCUGGGAGAGGCAUCUACCCAGGAGUACAUGGAAAGGAAGAUGGCUUUAGAAACAGAGAAAACCCAGGAGAAAAAUGAGGCAGAGAGUAAAGAACCCUUAGAAAAGGAAGCAGCUGGAGUUGGACUGAAUAAGGAGCAGGAGACCAAAGAAAUGACUGAUGGGGAAAGAGGUGCCAAGGGAGCCCCUGGAGGAGACAGGGAAAACAUACCUGUUGCCAAGCUGGAGGAAAGCCAGUCAGGAAACACAGGCUUCCCUGGUGGCGCAGUGGUUGAGAGUCCGCCUGCUGAUGCAGGGGACACGGGUUCGUGCCCCGGUACGGGAAGAUACCACGUGCCGCGGAGCGGCUGGGCCCGUGAGCCAUGGCUGCUGGGCCUGCGCGUCCGGAGCCUGUGCUCCGCAACGGGAGAGGCUACAACAGUGAGAGGCCCGCAUGCCGCAAGAAAAAAAAAAAAAACCCUAGGUGGUGAACGUUUUCAUUCUUUGAAGAGCACCCGUCAUUAGAAGUAUUUAAUUAAAAAAAAAAAAAGUAUUUACUUUUGUCUUAAAGUCUAUAAAGGUACUUGGUGGAUAGAACAGUUGCAAGUCUUUUGAACAGCAUUUAAAUUUGUCAAGUUAUAUAAGUGAGAACUUUGAUAAUCACAGUUAUUUGAUUAAAAUAGAAAGCUUAGGAUUAUGGGGUUAGUAGAUUCACAGGCAUAGGAAUCUCAUUAAAAUGAGGCUUUAUAGGGGUGCUGCUCUUUUCUCUGAUCAUGGUAUGGGGGUAGGUGAGGUACAUUUUGCUGUUUGAAUUUUUACCGGAAAAAUCAAAAAAGAAAAGUAAUAUUAAGAAUUUGUUCAAGAAUUCUAUAACUUGUUACUCUUCUGAAUACUUGUUUCUAAGUAUAUAGAUAGAAAAUUAAUAUUUAUUAAUUAUAUGUAUUGACAAUGUAGAGAAUAGCUUGAUUAUUAAAAUUCAGUAGUGAGAUAUGGCGUAUUAAAUGAAGAUUUCUUGUAAAACAGAAGGUCGAUGACAAUUGAAGGAAGUUUUAUUAAGAGGAAUGGACCUAUUUAAAAUUUUUCUUUCUUUUUCUUCUUCUCAGGAUAUUGGUCAGGAAACUGUAGAUUUACUGGCGUUCAGCUCUGUUGCGGAAGUGGAGUUGCUGGGUUUGGAGAAGCUCAAGUGUGAACUCACGG
This is a messenger RNA of Orcinus orca (killer whale), 2137 nucleotides long. It is a transcript of the gene SDE2, whose product is annotated as SDE2 telomere maintenance homolog. Bases 320 to 1465 code for a protein of 381 amino acids. Gene Ontology annotation, cellular component: nucleus. The transcript is spliced from 7 exons. The record is from RefSeq and is a predicted model, not a curated record. Lineage: Eukaryota; Metazoa; Chordata; Mammalia; Artiodactyla; Delphinidae.